This is a messenger RNA of Tauraco erythrolophus (red-crested turaco), 468 nucleotides long. The record is from RefSeq and is a predicted model, not a curated record. NCBI's taxonomy places the organism in Eukaryota, Metazoa, Chordata, Aves, Musophagiformes, Musophagidae.
UGCUGGGAGAGUUCAUGCAUCCUUGUGAAGAUGACAUCGUUUGUAAAUGUAAAACAGAAGAAAACAAGGUGCCUUAUUUCAACGCCCCGGUGUACUUGGAUAAUAAGGAACAGAUUGGCAAAGUGGAUGAAAUCUUCGGACAGUUGAGAGAUUUUUAUUUUUCAGUGAAGCUAUCUGAGAACAUGAAAGCCUCUUCAUUUAAAAAAAUGCAAAAGUUUUACAUUGAUCCAGCAAAGCUGCUGCCCCUUCAGAGAUUUUUGCCAAGGCCACCUGGAGAAAAAGGUGCUCCCAGAGGAGGUGGUAGAGGAGGACGUGGUGGUGGACGUGGAGGAGGAAGAGGCGGUGGUAGAGGAGGAUUCGGAGGAGGAAGAGGUGGAGGAAGAGGAGGAGGAGGAUUCAGAGGAGGAAGAGGUGGAGGAGGAGGAGGAGGAUUCAGAGGAGGAAGAGGUGGUGGAGGAGGCUUUCGGG